Molecule: messenger RNA, 321 nt
Organism: Chanos chanos (milkfish)
Lineage: Eukaryota; Metazoa; Chordata; Actinopteri; Gonorynchiformes; Chanidae
Gene: tmem238a
Product: transmembrane protein 238a
Exons: 1
Coding region: 1-321 (106 amino acids)
Source: RefSeq, a predicted model, not a curated record
AUGGAUAAUGAUGGACUGACCCACUGCAAGUUCGUGCUUGUCUUCGCCGUUGUCAUGGACCUCCUUGGCAUCACGGCCCUCCUGGUUGGGGUCUUCGCCGAGCUGGAGAUCAGAGGUCGUGAUUUCGGCGACUUGUUUGUGUACUCGGGGGCACUGUUGCUGUUGCUGUCUAUGGGAGGCUGGGUGAUGUGGUACAGUGGGAACAUCGAAGGUUUGACCUCAAAGAAAGAGCUGGGUUACAAGGCCAGUGCCGUGGACCGCCUGGCUCGCAACCUGAGCCGCCGCAUUCGCCGGACAAAUCGCAGCCACAGCACGCCGUGA